Messenger RNA from Exophiala viscosa, 940 nucleotides. RefSeq lists its product as uncharacterized. NCBI's taxonomy places the organism in Eukaryota, Fungi, Ascomycota, Eurotiomycetes, Chaetothyriales, Herpotrichiellaceae. The record is from RefSeq and is a predicted model, not a curated record. The transcript is spliced from 3 exons. The coding region runs from base 165 to 851 and encodes 228 amino acids.
CGGCGCCCACACCUGGCUUCAACUUCGUCUCGCUCGGAAUCCUGCUCUUGUCGAAUUGAGAUUAUUUGAACUCAAGCACUUGACAUUUCUCUCUCGGCUGCUCAGAUCCCUUGAUACAGACAGGCAACACCGGCUUGAACCUCAGAAACCGAUCACGAUGGCUCAUGCUAAUCCCGCUCAAUUUGGGUCAAGCUCAACUAGCAACGCUCAACAAUCUCCAGACGGAAUUUGACUUGCUAUCGCAAGCGCUUGAGGGGCACCUGAGACUCGCCAAACGGAUCAGAGGUGAUCAUCCGGUGUUCAAGGUGACCAAAAUUCCUGAAAAGAUCUACAAGAAAGACCAGAGGACCCAGGACAACGAUGUACUUCUCUCAAAGCUUCCUGCCGAUCUCGCCGCUCUCGUCUGGAAAAAUCUCCCAACAGACGCCGAUCGAGUUACGCUGGCACUGACUUGCAAGGCUCACGCCGAAACAUACGAGUACUUGAAGAUGAAGAAGGUCAACAUCAUGGUCAACAACGUGGAGAAGAGUGUCAUGUUUCUCCCCCGUCCGAUUCGUUUCGCGUACAACCAUCGCCUCCAGGUGCUUGUUCGGCUUCCAACAUGGUUCCCAGCCAACUACCAACUCUGCUACAAGUGCAACCAAUACAUUGACAAUACUCACCCAUCCAGCCAGGGCACUUGGGAAGGGGACGCAAGAGAAGUGAGGAAUUUCCAAGCCGACCGACAAGCUACGAUCGUUGGUCCACGUUGCCGACUCUGCCAGAUCGCCGACAACCUCAAUCUGGUCAAGGAGACCCCCGAGGCGAAAGAGUACGAGCGAAAGGCCAAACUCGUCAAACAGACUUUCUAGAUUGGACAAGAUGAAAAAGCAACACGCUUGAUCUGGUGAUGUUGAAAGACAAGAUCUGAGGCCCAGAAGCGCAGGCAUGGUCGCAAGUA